UUAUCUAAUUUAAUCAAUUGCCCAUCCAUGGAGCUGGAAGAAGGCGCUUCAUACAAAUUUAGAUUAGCUGCAGCCAACUUAAACGGACAGGGCGAAUGGAGUGAGGAACUUUUGGUUAAAUCACGCAAAAUUGGUUUACCCGCGGCACCAGUUGUAUACGAUUUUGUUUUAACUAAAUUUGGAGCUUGUCUAUCUUGGGAAACAUCUUCAGCCGACGAUCGCGAUAAUGUUGAAUAUUCUUUGUAUCUGGGCGUUAAAAGAAAAAAAAGAGAAAAAACCCAUAAAAUGAAAUUCAAAAUUGUGUAUUGUGGACAUGAAAAUCGAUGUUUUAUAAGAAACGCUGUACUGUCAGGUGCCCGUAUAGAUACCACCCAUUCGCCCGCGCUCAUUUUCCGGCUCCUUGUUAAAGGGGAUAACGGAAUCGGAUCAGUCAACCAGAUUAGAUGCUCUAAUGUUCAAACAUGUGUUAACAACAAGACCAUACAGCAGCUACUAAGGGAACAGCUAUAAUUUAUUUCAAAUAAUUCAUUUUUCUUGAUAGGUUCUGAGAAUUAAUAUAUUUUUGUUAGAUGUUUUUAUUUAUGUUAAUUAAUUUAUCAACUUUGCAAGAUACGAUGUUUCAAUUUUUUAU
Diorhabda carinulata is the source of this 631-nucleotide messenger RNA. RefSeq names its product host cell factor-like. The transcript has 4 exons. Gene Ontology annotation, biological process: chromatin remodeling; regulation of DNA-templated transcription. Bases 28 to 510 code for a protein of 160 amino acids. Gene Ontology annotation, cellular component: histone methyltransferase complex. The record is from RefSeq and is a predicted model, not a curated record. Lineage: Eukaryota; Metazoa; Arthropoda; Insecta; Coleoptera; Chrysomelidae. Gene Ontology annotation, molecular function: transcription coactivator activity; protein binding.